Danaus plexippus (monarch butterfly) is the source of this 6066-nucleotide messenger RNA. RefSeq names its product pre-mRNA cleavage complex 2 protein Pcf11 (gene Pcf11). Gene Ontology annotation, biological process: termination of RNA polymerase II transcription. NCBI's taxonomy places the organism in Eukaryota, Metazoa, Arthropoda, Insecta, Lepidoptera, Nymphalidae. The coding region runs from base 301 to 5217 and encodes 1638 amino acids. The record is from RefSeq and is a predicted model, not a curated record. Gene Ontology annotation, cellular component: cytoplasm; mRNA cleavage factor complex. The transcript has 16 exons. Gene Ontology annotation, molecular function: RNA polymerase II complex binding; mRNA binding.
CAUAAACUUUGCGUCCAGCGUAGUGGACUGUGGAUCGUGAAAUAUGAAAAGUGAGACGCCAUUUUGAGUUCAGAAAAGCUUGAAGCUAACACGUAUCUACGUCUGGAUAAACUUAUUAUUUGUGUUGUAUUACACUAAUACGUGCUCUAAUUUAAUUUGUUAUGUGCAUAUCGAUUUGUACGUGAGAUAAUACUACAAAUUAGGUGAUAAUUGCUCGCACGUUGGUACAUACGAUAACUGAUGUGCUUUAGAAGAUAGUAUUUGGCAUGAUAAUUGGAUCUUCGGCGGCAUCCAGGCGUCAUGGCGAAGGAAAUUGCGGACGAGUACGCAUCAAGCCUGGCGGAUUUGACUGUAAACAGCAAACCCCUUAUUAAUAUGCUGACUAUACUCGCGGAAGAGAACAUCGAGCAUGCAGGAGUUAUCGUUGAGACAGUGGAGAAACAUUUGGAGAAGGUGCCCCCGGACAUCAAGCUGCCUGUACUGUAUUUAGUAGAUUCCAUUAUCAAGAAUGUUGGUGGUGCAUACACACAGAAGUUCUCACAGAUCAUCGUUAAUAUGUUCACAAAGACCUUCAAACAGGUCGAUGAAAAGAUUCGUUCCCAAAUGUUCAAGUUACGGGAGACGUGGCAUGAAGUAUUCCCGUCCACUAAGUUGUACCAACUGGAUGUGAAGGUGAACCUGAUUGAUCCCGCUUGGCCCAUCCAGGCUCAACCACAUCAGUCUAACAUCCAUGUAAAUCCAAGUUUUCUGAAAAAGCCAACUCCGACAACCAGUGCUGCAGCCCUAUCAGAAGAAGAGGAGAAAAUGCGUGCCAUACUAGCUAAGAAAGAACAAGAACUACUAAUGCUGCAGAGGAAGAAGGUCGAGAUGGAGCUGGAGCAGACUCGGAGACAGUUACAGAUGGCUGAAAAAGUUCACAAGAAGCCGCCCUUGGUACAUCCCCCUGGGCUCCCCGCGCCCCAAGCGGAGGCCCCGCCGGUCCCUCUGGCGCCUACAUCUCUUCCUCCUCAAGCGCCCAUAUCGUCGCCAGUACUGUCCAUCAAGCAACGGCUUGGACCCCCUGUUAACAAGUCGGCGGGUCGUAUCGCUCCCGUCACGGGUCCGUUGAGCGGAGCCCGGCGUGACCCGCGGCUCGCAAGGAGACAGCCGCCACCGCAACGCCCACCACCUGCCACCGCCCACACCACCCCCACCACCGCCGCUACCACAAUCGCCCCCAACGUUUUCGAUAUCAAGCCACUCCACCGACCGGCCAAGCGGAGCGCCGUCAUAACCAUCGAGGUGGCGACCGACUCGCGCCGCAAGGACAGAAAGGAAACACGCACCAAAAUAGAGAACGGCAACGGGGACUCCGUACACACAUACAUCGACAGACUCAGAAUACCCGACCCCAAGAAGAUAAACAAGCUGCCACCCAUACCCAAGAUACGGCGGGACAGAGACGAUCCGCCCUCCAAGAAAAAGAAGGAACUCAGAGAGAGGAAGAAGCGACGGGACAAGGACGGGUCGGCCUCCUCCUCGCCCGACAAGAAGCGAGGCAAGGACAAAGACAAGAAAGUUUAUAAUAAAGAAAGGAUGGACGUCGACGACCAGCAGUACGCGCCCGAGACGGUCUCCUUCAAGGAAUUGAAGAACUUCAACAAGAAGCACUACAUGCGGAGAAAUAAGGAAAAGUCGGAGAGUCCAGAGAGAUUAGACAAAGAGGAAAAGAAAACGUCAGAAGAGGCUACAAAUCCGCCUGAGAUUAUCCCUGAGACUAAAGAUGUAGAUCUUCGUGUUUUGCAUCCCGUUAUUCCAGAAACUGCCAAGGCGAUCGCCCAGAAAAGACCGUCCACUGAGAUGCUCGAGGGCAAACCUAAGAAAAAUAAACUCGAUAAAUUCGAUAUCCUUUUUGGAAACGAGGACGUAGAUCUUCGUCAGUUGCCUCAAGUUGAAGAGGCGAACGCACCACCGCCACCGUCUAUAUCUGAACCAAAUUCUGUAUCUAAGGAGGAAGUAGAUCCAGAAGAAUCUGACGAUGUAAUUGCGUCGCCUGUACGUUCUCCCAAAAAAGAUUGGCAAGAAGUCAAAGAGAAGGAAGAAACUAAAAAGACACCUUCGAAGUUGGAUCUCGUGAGAGCAAAGUUGGCGGAAGCUACAAAAGUUAAAGAUGGCUUAGGACGUCCGUUACUGUUCAGUAAGUCACCAAGCAUAGAAAGGGAAAGACGUCGAACAUUCAGCUCUGAUGAAACUGAAGUUAAAACAGAUAGCAACGAAGAAUUUGAUGCCGAUGAUCACAAGAAAACUAUAUCUAUUAUCAUGAAUCAGGCCAAGGAACAGUUCAGUGACGGUCAGCUGGAUAAAAAUCAGUACAACACAUUGAUGUACCAAGUGUUGCAGCUCAAUGAGAAGCUCAAAUUAAAGGAAGCUAAGCAAAGGGAAUCCCUAGAAAUAUCAAAACGAAAAUUGAAAGCCCACGUCUCAGAAGAUAAAAAGGUCCCUUCACCGAAAUCUUCCCCGUCGGAGAGGAAUAAAUUCGGGGACAUCGAUGAACGAGUUCCCGUCGGUGGAUUUUCUGACUCAGAAAACAACAAUCAAGACUCUGAUAUGCGUCAAAAUCAUCACGACAAUAUAGAUGGGAAGAGUGGUUUUCCAAUGCCGCCUAUGAUGCCGCCGAUGUACAUGGGGCCUUUCCCGAUGUGGAGGGGUCAACCGCGGCCUAGAAUGGAAGAGUUCGGUCCUCGACGGUUUAGAGGUCCAUAUUUUAGAGGAAAGUUUGAUAAAAGAGGCCCAAGACCACCUUUCGAUAUGAGAAUGCCUCUACUUCCCACUCCUAAACUCGGUAUGUGCCAAGGCGAAUGUCCUCUAAAGCCUUAUGAGCGGUCAAUUUCCCCUCCACCACUCGGCGCUCCCGGGUAUACAUUGCCUCCCACUGAUUACAAAAUAUUGGAAUAUAUCGAUCAGGAUCCGGUCAAAACUAUCCAAAUAGACGGUAUUCCCAGAGAAAUAAGAUUCUACGGCGAGACGGCGAUCAUCAUGCUCGACUGGGACGAUCCUAGAGUUAUCAAAUUCUUACCAGGUUGUCGGAGAGUCACAUUCGAUAAUAAAGAUUCAGUGGUAUUGACUUUCAACGAGGGUUACAAGAAGGUGGAAAUAGACGAUCAAGUCUUCGAUAUCAGGUUCGGUGCGCCGACCAGGGAACUGUUCAUAAAUGGGAGGUGGUAUGAAUGUUUCUUCGGGGGUCAGCCAUUGGGCGUCAUAAUAGACGGCAAACCGCGAUUAGUGCAUCUAGAAGGGCCCCUGCCACAGGUCGAUAUAGGGAAGACGAAACGAACAGACUUAGUAGCGGGUAAAAUAAAUGUGAUAAUAAACGCGACAAACAUUUGUCCGGUUUACCUGGAUGCUAAAGUUCAGAAGUUCCACGUAAAUGGACAUUUCUUUACGAUACGUUUUGUCGAUUCCUUGAAGACCGUUCUAAUUAAUGAGCAGCCGUUCAAAGUGGAGUAUGGGGAUCUUCCGAAGCCGAUAUUCGUAAAUGGGGAGAAAUAUUUUGUACGAUUUUCUGCACUGCCAAAGAACAUAAAACCGGGCCAAGUGGAGAUCGCUGACAUGGAAGGCUGUAAACCAUCGACGGAAUCCGAGAAGCCGCCCACAGUGCCGGAGAACGAAGACGUUCCGAUGGAAACUGAUUCUGAACAACCGCUCGAAGCUCCAGUGAAAUCCCCAAGUCCUGAAGGUGAAAUGAAAGGUUUGGAUAUGCUAGCAAAUUUCAUGCCGAGUGAUAUGGCCCCGGCUUCCAGCUCAGAAUACAGUUCUGCUGAGCCGCUGUUCACAAAACCGGAAGUGAUCCCAGGAUUGGAAACUCCCGCUGAAGAGAAUCCAGCCAGUUCCCUGCCUCUUUUGGGCGGAAUCAAUGUCAAUGACCUGUACGCCAAAUUAGUUGCGACCGGUAUAGUGCCAAUGUUGAACGAAGUGAAACCAGAGAAGAAAACUGAAGUUCCUGAGAUCGAGGAGACGAAAAUGAAACCCAAAGAUGAUAAGAACGUCAUCCACAAAGUCGAUAUACUGAAACCGGAAACACUUCGGAUUAAGCAGCGCGGUCUGGUGCUGAAACUGUACAGCGGUAUGCAGUGCAGUGGUUGCGGGGCGCGGUUCCCUCCCGAGCACACGGUCCGGUACUCGCAGCAUCUCGACUGGCACUUCAGACAGAACAGGCGGGAGAGGGACUCUGCGCGGCGGGCUCACUCGCGACACUGGCACUACGAUCUGUCUGACUGGCUGCUGUACGAGGAGCUAGAAGACCUAGAAGAACGAGAGAAGAGUUGGUUUGAGACGGGAGGUUCUGAAGAAACACCAGCUCAGGUAGAAGCUGUUGUAGAAGAAAGUCCAAGCACCGCGGCUGGUGGAGCUCCGCAACAUAACUGUGCCUUGUGUGGAGACAGAUUCCAUCAGUUCUACAAUGAGGACCAAGAGGAGUGGCAUCUCAGGAAUGCUGUCAAACAUCAGGACAGUUACUAUCAUCCACUGUGUCUGCAGGAUUAUAAGGCUUCUCUAACAAAGGAAGAGCCACAGGCUGAGGAAGCGGCGGUGGAUGUAGACGAGGAACCUCCGGCUGCUAUAGAGAUAGGAGACACCGCUGAGCUGUCAGACACUGAGUCUGUGGUUGAAGUGUUGGAGACUGAACCAUUGGAACCCGUUGAGAUUGAAGCUGAUGACGGUGAUGAUGAUGUGGUCCUGAACGCCGAGCCCGUUGAACAGCUGGAGGUGGACGACGGAGACACAGACGAUGAAACUACUGAGACGAGGAGGCAGAGAGAUCACCUCGCACAAGUUGAUUUUGCUAACAUAAAGAUCAAACAGGAACCUAUUGAUCCAGACGAUGAACCAAUUAUAACAGCAGAAGUAGAAAGCAUUCCGCCGACAAUCGACACAACACAUACGACUGUUACAUCAUCCAUAGACGGGAACGUUCAGCUCGACGACGCUACGCUGACUCCAGCUCUACCCAUCGGUGGCAUCAGAAUUAACAUAUCCAAAACCAUAACCAGCUUUGCUACCAAUCAAGAUAGUCCGGAUAAGUCCCUCGAAGACAUCAGCACCGAGGACGAGCCCUUGCCUCCCGGAGAGGAACCAGAAAUGGAGUACGAGUUGAAGCCUUCAAUGAAAGACGUGAAGUUCAGCAGACAACCACCCGUCCAAAAAGGAAGUGAAUUGUCGGGGUUGUGUUCCAUAAUGUGAAGUGAGUGGGUGUGCUAAUAUUAAACCUCUAUAUUUGUAUAUUCUGUGGUGCGCGAACACUGUGUUGUGUUUAAAUACAAUGUGAGAGUUAUACGGAUCCACAUAACCGAACUACUUAGAAUACUUUGAUGUUAAGAGUGUAAUGGCGACGGAAUUGUAACCCGCGUAAAUCAUACUAGAGGUAUGUUUGUAAUUAAUUGACGUGUAAACAUACGAGUGUAUCCCUUAUAUACACGUGGAGUGAACAUGUCUGUGGAGUUUGAGGAAUUUAAUUUAAAUGUGCUCAAAAAUACAUUUAUAAUUUAUAUCUCGCAGGGAUCGUUGAAGGUGAAUUUUCAAUUUCUUUAAAUAUUAGGAGGUUUUUUUUGUUAAUUUGUAUGCUCGCUUUUCCUAUAUCCAGUUUCUCUAAGAUGCCUUUCUUUGUCACUUUAUAGAAGAUUAUCUUUGUCAUUGCUGUUACUGACUUAUAAUGAGUGUAAAGUGAUAUUAUAUAAAUAAAUCAUACAUUUAAUGAAAUCUUUCGUCGUCAAGAAUAUUGAAUUCAUUACUUAGUUAAUGUUACACAAACACAUACUUCCGCAUGUUCUGUUCUAAAAUGUGAUAUUAAAUUAAGAUACUUAUUAAAUAUAGUUAAAUGUGUAACCGUUGUUGAUUGUAAAUAAGCAGAAUGUAAAUAUUUCUCUGUCAGAUAAUGAUAAGGUUUCGAGUUUAAGGUAUAGUUUAGACUAUCGGAAGUAAUCUCUAUUAAUCACCUUCCCGGAAUGAACUAUUUAGAAACAGAUUUGUAUGUAUCAGUAAUGGAAAUCAAUUGUGAUUUAUUGUUAAAAAAAUAAAAAUGUUUUUCAUGUU